Molecule: messenger RNA, 2449 nt
Organism: Danio rerio (zebrafish)
Lineage: Eukaryota; Metazoa; Chordata; Actinopteri; Cypriniformes; Danionidae
Gene: ppm1da
Product: protein phosphatase, Mg2+/Mn2+ dependent, 1Da
Biological process (GO): negative regulation of gene expression, epigenetic
Molecular function (GO): metal ion binding; protein serine/threonine phosphatase activity; cation binding
Source: RefSeq, marked provisional
CAAAGAGGAAAGCGCGCACCCGGCCUGAAUCCUGCCUAGUAUUCAACGUUACUGUUCUACCGUCCUUUCUUGUUCGAUCGAAUCAUGGAUGGGAUAUUUUCAUGCCGAGCAAGUAUUUAUUACGACCAGGGCGGUCGGAAAUACAUGGAGGACCUAGUAACGAUGAAGCAGGAGGAUGAGCCGAGUGAGGAUGAACUGGACGCCGCCGAACGUGGCGAGGUCGAGGCACCAGCAAAAGACCCAAACCCUGACGCUUCAAUUCAAGACUCCAUCCCCGGAUCUAUCACGGUUACGUAUAUUCAAGACGACGAGCCAAUCUCUACUCUUCAGCAUGCGUCGAUGCCCUCGUCCGUACACGCCCGUCGGCCGCGCGCCGUGGCUCUGUUUGCGGUGUUCGAUGGACAUGGGGGUCCGGACGCCGCACGCUUUGCUCGCGACCAUUUGUGGGAUCACAUCAAAAAACAAAGAGGGUUUUGGUCCGAGGACGACGACGAGGUGUGCGCUGCUCUGCGAAAAGGGUUCAUCACUUGUCACCAUGCCAUGUGGAAAAAAUUACCGGAAUGGCCAAAAACAGUUACAGGACUCCCUAGCACAUCGGGCACAACUGCAAGUAUUGUGGUAUUAAGACGUGACCGUAUGUACGUUGCCCAUGUUGGUGACUCCGCAGUAGUGUUAGGGGUGCAGGAUCACCCCUCUGAGGAGUUCAUCCGAGCAGUGGAAAUUACUCAAGACCACAAACCUGACCUCCCAAAGGAAAGAGAGAGAAUAGAAGGGCUCGGUGGCAGUGUGAUUAAAAAGUCUGGAGUUAACAGGGUGGUGUGGAAGAGGCCUAGACUUACCCACAAUGGACCAGUGAGGAGGAGCACCGUCAUAGAUCAGAUCCCUUUUUUGGCUGUGGCCCGAGCUCUUGGUGAUUUGUGGAGUUAUGACUUCUACAGUGGAGAGUUUGUAGUAUCCCCAGAGCCUGAUACUGCUGUUAUCAAGCUGGAUUUGAAGCAGCACCGCUACAUUAUCUUAGGCAGUGAUGGGUUAUGGAACAUGGUAUCACCGCAGGAGGCUGUGUCUAUUUGUCAGGACAAUGAUGAGGCCAAGGCGAAGAACCAAAAGGGAAAUGUUUCAAAUGCUGUUCUGCUUGUGAACCAUGCCUUAUUGAGAUGGCGUCAGCGCAUGCUCCGUGCUGAUAAUACCAGUGCCAUUGUUAUCUCUUUGGAGUCAUUUGGGACAUCCAGCGAGUGUUUGCCACCUUAUGAGACCGUGUACAAUCUUCAAGGAACAAAAUGUGGCGCUGUUUCUAAACCUUGCACCAACUCUUUGCAGACUCAGGUUCCUGAUGCUCCAGUACAGCCCAUCCUGGAACAAAAAAAUAACAGCUCUGGUGCAAGCAUAAUAUUUGAAUCUUCUGACAGCCUUACAAACUCUGAGGACCUGCCCUGUAAUGACUUGCUGGAAAAUGGGGCCAGUUGUGACCGAACACCGACUGGCAAACGGGUGCUCGAGGAUUUCUCCUCCUCUCCUGUGGGGAAGAAGCCCCGUAGUAGUUUGACCCAGUCCUCUCUUAAAGAGUCCUCUUGUACAUCCUUGCAAAUACCAAGUACAGAGCCCUCGGCCAGGAACAAUGGUGAUGGAAGUGGUCAGUCUGAAAACGCCCAAGUGUUGCUUCAGCAUGGGAAGACUACUGUAUGUGUUUGCUGACAUUUGUGCUGCUGUUACAAUGCAAUCCAUUCAUUCAUGCUGGACGGUCAGACUCUGAUAUUCAUAUAGUUUAUAUAAGCUAUCGAGAAACCAAAUCCUGAAACAAGUAACAAUGUCAAAAGAAAAAAAAAAUCACCCGCUUCCAUUCACAACACUCCAGCUUUAGUGUGUUUUGUGUUAUACUUUAUAUUUUACAGACCAUUGAAAAUGAAAAUGUGAGAUUUUGUCUGAUUUUAAAUGAGUUUUAAUUUUUACACCUUUGUAUGUCCACUGCUCACUUCUAUUACGCUUCGGGUCAGUCAGGUAGAGAUGAUGGGUCAACUAGGGAUAUUUGCACUUUACUUUGGAUUUGUGCUGCCUGGAGAACUGUGGGGGAAAAUGACCAAAAAAGAAAUUAUCUUCUGAGAAGAUAUCUCUCUGCAGCUAACAUGUCACCUGUUUCAAAAAUAGUUUUUGGGAUCAAUGCUAUUGGUUGUAUUUGUACAUGGUUUUAAUUGACAAGGAGAACGGUAAAUCAUUUGUAGUGUUCACUGAUAUCUUAACCCUGUGUCAUAAGGUUUAAUAUUAAUGUAGAAUGUGAGCAUGAACUUUAUGAAUUAUGCAUUUUAAACAGUUAUUUUAAUGUUUCCACGGAUUUCAUUAACAUUGUUUUUGUCUCUCUGAUGGGAGUAAGUGUCAUUCUAAACUGAAGGUGCUGCUAUGCUAAACAGGUCAAUAAAAAAAAAAAACGUUUUCGUCAAUAAAAACAUAGGAUGUA